AUGGAGGGGGUGUCGGUAGAGUGGGACGACGAGCAGCCAGAGGCAGCGAUUCAUGGCGUGCUAGACGUCGAUGACGUCACUCUUCCCAAGCUCGCAGACGGCCGCCAGAAGCUGCUGCUGCUCUUCUACGCGGCAUGGGACAGGUUCAGCAAGGAGAUGGUGCCCAUAUACAAGGACGUUGCCGCGUCGCUCGCCACCCACACUGAUGUGCUGCUCGCUAAGGUGGAUGGCGAUAGGUACUGGAAGCUCUCAUCCCGAUACGACGCUGCCUCCUAUCCUCAUCUGGUCUACUUCGAUCAAGAGAACAAGCUUGGAAUCAGCUAUGAGGGUGAGAGGACAGCGGAGGCGAUAGUGAGCUAUGUGCUUCACGGCGAGCGGCGUGGGCCUCGGUUGCCCGCCCUGCAAGCAGCAGUGCAGGCGUUUCGAGCGGGCAGCAGUGGGGAGCAGCGCGAGGCAGCCAUUGCACAGGCUGAAGCACUCGUGGCUGGGAUGAGCGCGGCUGACAAGGAUGUGGGUCAGCUGUAUAUCAAGGCCAUGAAGGCUGCAGUGGCAUUCGGGGAAGACUUUCUGAGCAAGGAGGCGCGUCGGCUGGAGAGCUCUUUGGAAGGAGGUGGUUUGCCGCCGUCCACCUACACCAAGUUCCGCCAGCAGAUUGACAUUGCCAAGGAUCCGACGGCUGCCGUGCCGUGUCCUUGCGACCUCCGUCCUUGUGAUGCACGCGCAUCGCGCCCGAGGGAUGGUUACACUGGUCAGCGCAGCAGGGAUCUCUUCCAAACCAGCUCCCCGAUUGCUUGUCGCGGGCUCGCCAUGGUUAAAGUAUCUGACGCCCUACACGCGCGGUUAUUUAUCGCCAUCUGCGUUCUCUGCUCGACAAUCGGAGCCAGCAGCGGCCAAUGGGUGGGCGUGUCGCUCGGCCUUGACGCGUCGUCGCAGCCCAUAGACCCAGCACGCGCCGUGUCUCUCAUAAAAGCGCGCGGAUUCUCCGCCGUGAAGCUUUUCCGCCCAGACGGGCCCACGUUCACCGCGCUAGCUGGCUCCGGAUUGGAGGUGGUGACGGCGGUGCCCAACGACCGCCUGGCGGAAUUCGCGGCGGGAAGCGCGGCGGCCCUGGCGUGGGUGGACGCGAAUAUCAUGCCGUACGCCGACAAGUGCAACAUCACCGGUAUCUCCGUGGGCAACGAGGUGAUGGGGCAGCGCGAGGGCGCGAACGAUGCGCUGCCGUCUCUCGUGCCGGCCAUGGAGUCGCUGUACUCGGCGCUGCAGGCGCGCAAGCUGCACGGGCGCGUGAAGGUGACGAGCCCGCAGGACAUGACGUUCCUCGCCGCGUCCUUCCCGCCCUCCGCGUCCGACGUGCACCCCAGCAUCCGCGACGAGAUGGCUAAGCUGCUCGCCUUCCUCAACCGCACCGGCUCGCACGCGGUGCUCAACUGCUACCCGUUCUUCGCGUACCAGUCGGCGCCGCAGCAGAUCUCGCGCGACCUCGUGUUCUUCAAGGGCGCCACCAGCGGCGGGUACAGCGACGGGGCGCUCUUCUACGCCAGCAUGCUGGACGCCAUGAUUGACGCUGCCAUCACCGCCUUUGAAAAGCUCGGCUUCCCCAACAUCCCCGUUGCUGUGGGCGAGGUGGGGUGGCCGUCAGCAGGAUCCCCCGUGGCGUCGCUAUCAGACGCAGCAGAGUUCAACGGAGCGCUCAUAGACCACCUCACGUCCGGCCAGGGCACGCCCAAGCGCCCAGGCAUGCCCAUCCGCGCAUACAUCUUUGAGAUGUUUGAUGAGGACCGGAAGGACGCUGGCCCCGGCGCAUUCGAGCAAGCAUGGGGGGUCAACUAUGCAAACGGUUCUGAAAAGUACCCACUCAACUUGAAGCCUGGUGGUGGUGUGUCCAAGUCUCCUCCUCCUUCGCCCACCCCUUCACCCACCCCUUCGCCACCACCAUCACCAGCGCCAUCCCCCUCACCCACACCGUCACCAGCACCGCCGUCUCUCUCCCCGCCCCCUCCCAGCACGUCCCCUCAGACCCCCCCACCGGAUUCCUUUGUCCCUGCGCCCUCGUGCGACACAGCAGCGGAGAGUGCAUGGAACGCCAUGACAUGGGCGUGCGGGGAGGGGCACGUGGAGUGUGGUGACUUGUUGAGUGGGACCGGCAGUGGGUGCUGGGCCGGGCAGAACAGCAGCGUGCAGGUGGCGGUGCAGGCCAGUGUGGCCAUGAAUAGGUAUUUCCAGGCCGCAGGGCAGGGCGAGGGGACGUGUGUGUUUGGAAAUUCGGGUGCUGUGGUGUCGGCUGUGCCGGCUGCUCUGGCGGGGUGUGGGCUUGAAUCUGGUAAUGGCAAGUGGUGUGUGGCCGCAUGCUUACAGUAG
Molecule: messenger RNA, 2358 nt
Organism: Closterium sp. Yama58-4
Lineage: Eukaryota; Viridiplantae; Streptophyta; Zygnematophyceae; Desmidiales; Closteriaceae
Source: the annotation of a GenBank genome assembly